Syngnathus acus (greater pipefish) is the source of this 1596-nucleotide messenger RNA. RefSeq lists its product as uncharacterized. The record is from RefSeq and is a predicted model, not a curated record. NCBI's taxonomy places the organism in Eukaryota, Metazoa, Chordata, Actinopteri, Syngnathiformes, Syngnathidae. The coding region runs from base 316 to 1323 and encodes 335 amino acids. The transcript has 3 exons.
GCAGGGCUCGCACCGACAGCGACUGCUCCAGCACAAAGUUACAAAUGCACAGAUCCGGAGGAACAGACUGCAGAGUGGAGGCAAGGAGGGAGAUGAAGAAAAAGUAGGCCUAACUUGAGCUUAUCCAGAGAAUCUAACAAAUCUGAGGCAAAGUGAUCCUUGCAGCAGCGACGUGACAAUCUGCAAGAUCACUGAAGAACAGUAUCAGGACUAAGUUUAGGGUCUUGGAGGUUCUCAACUCAAGUGCAGCAUUGCUGAUUUAAAGGAACCACCACUCUCUUUUUUUUUUUUAGCCUGUGACUUUUAAAUCAAAUUAUGAAGGGCACCAACGCCUCUUUGCGGCUCUACAUCACCAUCAAUGACAUGAACGCUACGAGAGCAUCCCUUGGCAGAGGUCUGGCUUCCCACUGUGAUGAACCUCAAGACCACCAUCCUGAACUAAACGACUUUGACACAAAGGAGGGUCACGUGGAGACGGCCCAACUCGCUCAUGCGGACGAAUUUAGGUUGCCCAACUCGUCCGUGUGCCUGGGAGAGUUGCUCUGUUGGCACUACCAGAACAUGAGCAACCAACAAGGCAUGAGGACGAUAUAUGUCAAGAGUUUACCAAAAUCCACCAGGAUCCAGAAGAGCAGAACAGGCCAGUUUGUUUCCACUGGUACCCCUUUUCUUAACCUCAACGGGAUAAAGCUUUCCACCCAAGGAUCUUCAUGUCUCCGCAGAAAAUGUCCUUUGUUGGGCAGAGAGGAAGCGAUUGGUCUGUCUGUCUCCGAGACAGACCUCUCUGAAUAUGACAUUUUUGAUUUGGAAGCUGAAAGUGAAGAUCUUAACCGAAUCCUAGGAAGUGCUGUAGCACAUGCGAUGAGAAAGAUUGAAGAGUUGGAAGUGAGUCUCACCAGUUCAAACUUGAGCAAAAGGAUUCCAAGAGCUGAUUCUCAUUCAAUGGAAGGAAGACGUAUGGAUGAUGAGACUUUGCAUCACCUCCAAAUCCGCGAGUAUGACAGCCCUCGGCUGGUCAGUGAGCUCUGUUGUUUGGGUGAGGAGCUGAGUGAGAGUCUUCACCAAACCCUCAGGAUGGAGGGAGAAAACAAAGAGGACAUCUGUGACCAACGUGCAACGUGGAGGAGAUCGGGCAAGGACAGCUGGAGUGAAAAGGAGAGCUUCCAUCGGACCAAUCACAGAUGGAGAGAGGCGACGCAGACACGCAGAUGCCUCAGGGAAUGUGACAUCGCUCAAGCUGACCCGCUGUCCUCAGGUAAAAGCAGACAGAUGGCCACUUUCGGUAUUACGCUAUUAGUUUUGCACGUCGUGCUAAUGCAGUAAUUCAAUUAUGUUGCAUUUUAUCCAUGUUUUUAUUAGGUUUUAAAUACACUCCAUGAAUCUUGGCUAGAUAUAACAAGUCCUGCAAUGCCUUAAGAAUUUCCUGGGUGAAUUUUUUGUCAAGUAAAUAUGAACUUUAACUGUCAUGGCCUCAUGGUGGCAAUGUGGUGUCACUGAAAAUUUCCAGUGUUUGAUUUAAGAUCAACUUAAGCCUUAGCUUUGCCUGAUGUAUUUGUCUAACAGCAGGUUUCCAGUCUUUUUGUCAUUCAAUGUGCA